UCUUUAUUUUUAUCUUUUUCCCUAUAAGUUUCAACUCUACCUCUAUAUAACUAGUCUACGCGCCAUAUCAAACAAUAUAUUGUAAGUUAAAAAAAUUAAACAAAAGGCGCAAAUUCCGGGUUUUGUAUUUCCGGUGAAUAUUCCGGCAACUAUAUAAACGUCGUCGGAAAUGAACAAUUCCCGGAGAACUGGUAUGAGCACAUUGCGGCGUCAAGCUUGCCGCCGAUCAGUGGAGGACCUUUCAUCUUCCCGGACGAGCCGGUCCAUUUUCUCCGGCAGCACCGGCGUUUCUCACACAGACUACUCCGAUGUCUUUGGAGGACCACCUAGAUCCCUUCUCGUUCACAGAUUCUCUAGCUCGGACAAUCUUUACGAUGAAAUUUACCGGUUGCCGGAAUUUAUACCUCCGGUGGAGAAGGUUGACAUGACCUUGCCCGUGUUCAGGAUUCCGGUGAGAAACGAAGGAUUUUUUAGUGAUAUAUUUGGGUCGGACGAUGACCGGAAAUCAAGAGACCGAUCGGGAUCACUUUCAAAGGCGAAUUCGUCGUCGGCACUGAGUUCUGAGGAACUAAGUCCUUGCCGGCCGACGAUCGGAGACGAGGUGCCACUGUCUGGUUUUACUUCAAAGCUGAGAAGGCCAAUGAGUGUCCCAUGGAAAUUGAACUCCUCAACUAUGUUGUCUGAGGAAUAUCCAAGUAAACAAGGGGUGUCAUAUUUUCCAUGCAAUGUUCAAUCAUUUGGAAUUCAAGAUCAGGAUAAUGAAUACAAGACAAACUUCAAAAGCUCUCCUCAUGGAUUCUCAAAAAAAGUCUCGUCCCCUGAAACUACGAGUUUCGGAUCCAAUUCAUAUCGAGGUGUUAAAGUAUUCGCGGAUGAUUGGGAGCUCAACUCCCCAUCUGAGUCAAAAUGUUCAGUUCAUGAUCAUGUGCAUUCAGAACAAAUUAUACAACAGGAUGAUGAUGGUGGUGAAAGUGAUGAUGAUUACAGCGAUGAUGACGAUUUUAUAAGCUCUUAUGUCAUAGAAAUUAACUCCAAUCUCAGAAGGGAAGAUUGUGAAGCAUCAGAUAUUGAUGAAGCAAUUGCAUGGGCCAAAGAGAAGUUUCAAUCAGGAAGCUCUGAUGAAGAGUCAAGCAUGAGAGAUAAUGGCAAUGAUAAGACUGUCCCAAAACAAGGAAGCCGUGAUGCAAGUGAAUACCAUGCUGAUGGAAUUGGAAAAGUUCAACAUCCUAAGAAACAAAGGACUGACACAGAGAAGUUGGAUGAAAAUAUAAGAAUGUGGUCAUCUGGCAAAGAAUCCGACAUCCGGCUACUGCUUUCAACACUACAUCAUAUUCUAUGGCCUGAGAGUGGCUGGCACACUAUUCCUCUUGUGAAUUUAAUAGAAAAAUCACAAGUGAAGAGGGCUUAUCAGAAAGCAAGGUUAUGCCUACAUCCAGACAAACUACAACAAAAAGGAGCAACAAUCCUACACAAGUAUGUAGCAGAGCAGGCUUUCUCCAUUCUUCAGGAUGCAUGGGCAGCAUUCAUUUCAGAAGAUGUUUCCUUAUGACAAAGUCCUUGAUGACUCAGUUUUGUCUUGAAAGUUGUGGACAAACAACGGACUAUACCUUUGGAGAUUUGAAAACAUCCUUUGUACAAAUAGUUACUGAUGUAUCCACUGUUUGGUCUAUGUUUGUAUCAUAGAGUUAUUUGAUGCUUUUUUUUAGGUUUCAUGUUAUUUGAUGUUUUAGUAGGUAUAUUUUUGAAGUAUUUGAUUUGUAUAAUAUGAGGAAGCAAGGAUUAGUUUGUACUGUACUAUAUUUCAAGAACCAUAUUCAAGCAUGGUUCUAAAGUUUCUUCUCCCCCACAUUGUCUUCAAAUUAAAUUAAAAUUUCUCUUCAUCAUUUGAAUA
Messenger RNA from Trifolium pratense (red clover), 1891 nucleotides. RefSeq lists its product as uncharacterized. The transcript has 6 exons. Bases 170 to 1549 code for a protein of 459 amino acids. Gene Ontology annotation, biological process: clathrin-dependent endocytosis; clathrin coat disassembly. Gene Ontology annotation, cellular component: cytoplasm; intracellular membrane-bounded organelle; vesicle. Gene Ontology annotation, molecular function: clathrin binding. The record is from RefSeq and is a predicted model, not a curated record. Lineage: Eukaryota; Viridiplantae; Streptophyta; Magnoliopsida; Fabales; Fabaceae.